AUCGCCAGUGUUGAACGGUUUUUGUGAAGAAGGAUGAGAUCUUGUAACUUACCUUUCAGUGCGGGCGACAGAUGCGGGCGCGACGGCAGUGAUGCAGGUUAAGAAUCCCCAGCUUCGUCCGUUUUCUCUUCCGACUCCUCGUUGCACGGAUGAAGCGAGCGUUACACAGAAGGCGCAUCUCUUCACUGAAUGAGACAGACGUACAGAAAUUGGGACUUUUGGGCGACAAAUGAGCACAUCCACGAUGAGCAGCAGAAGGUGGGGAUUUUCUUAAGAAGUCGGAAUGCAUUAGAAUGCAAGAAACGGCGUGAUGGCGAGAGGGGACUGUUGGGAGACAAGGAUCUGCAUAUGGAAAUGAGACAACGUGGUUAAAAAAAACACAUUGAGUGGCUUUACGUGCUGCAUUUGCAGGGACACUUGCAAUCGCACUAAUACAGAGGAAAACAAGUUGCGGAUCCGGCGAGUUUUUUGGUGAAGUCAGUUCAGUCUAUUUCAUCAUACUAAAUUGUAAUAGUAAUAAUGUAACAGUCAUUCGCCAUUCAAUCAUGCUUGUUUUGAUCGUGUCACAACAUUACAUGGAUCGUUUAACAUGACAUUAAACACGCUUUAGUUGAACUACGACAACGGAAACAGACGGGCAAGCGAGGGGAACUGCGCAUGCGUGCUGUGACAGCGCGGGAGCGCUCCAAAACAACAGACGUGACAUCGGAGUUGGCUUUAUUUGUGACAUAUUCCCCGACAGAUGUGCUUUAUAUAAGGUGGUCCCAACCAUGGCGGACGACUUCUCACAAUCGCUCACACCGCCAGUUUCACCUUUUGCUGCUGAUAGCCUGUGUGAUCUGACCACAGCAAGGCCUCCUUGCUUCUGCUGCACCGACAUCAAGGAUGGCCCGAAUGGAGCACUUUCACUUGAAGGAUACACCACCAGAGGAACAUUAAAAAGGUUGCUGUUGCAUCUCGAUCCUGCCCCUUCUGAAUAUGAGGCAGACACGGUUGAUAUCUUUGGGUUUCCCUGUGUGACAGAGACAGCACUUGUUGAGUCUACGAAGCUUCUGUUCGGUCUUCUCAGACAAACGAUUUACAGGUUAGAAACAUUGGUGCAGAGCAGUUCAAAUGACUUUGGUCAAGCCGGCAACCUUCACUAUGAAGCAGAAGACCUCCGCCAACAGUGCGUGUCAUUUCUGCAGUAUGUUAAAGUCUACCUGCACAGAUACCUGACCACUUCCAGCAGCAUGAAUGAUGGACUGUCGCACCCUUAUGAGGAUUUGGAGGGUCAGCUCCCAUCUGCUCUGCUGGAGGAGCUGUUUGGCAUCACCCUCCUUAUUGGACGACUGAAGGAUUUGCCAGCCAACAUUCAAAGUGCCUUUACCAUCCAGAAUCAUGGAAAGAUUUUCCCUCCCUCCUGGCAUCUGUUGCACCUUCAUCUGGACAUACACUGGUCUGUCUUGGCGAUCCUUCAUCUGCUCGGACAUAAGAUGCAUGGUCAGGUGGUGUACGCGCAUCAGUUUGUGAACCUGACAGGGGAGAACCUAACUGAUACCAGCCUGUUUGAAGAGCACUUGUGUAACCUUAUUUGUGACCUCACUGGUUUGGCAAUGGGCAAAUACAGCAAGGUGAGGCCGACGGAGGCUCUGAACAGCCAUCAUCAUCUUUGCUCCUGCACCAAAGAGCUCUGGGUUCUCAUCAUGCAGCUGCUGGACUGCAGAAGCAAAGAGAAACACACACAGUCUUUCUGGAGCUACAUGAACCAGUUGUUAAGGCCUCUGGCGUCGAGAAAGCCCCCUGCUGAGCAGUUCAGUGGUCUCCCAACCCACUGCAAGGACCCGCUGGGAUUCACAUGGUGGCUCACCACUCAUUUAGCCAUGUUGGGCCAGUACGGCCAUCAUGGCACAGUCCAGGCUGAAAAACAACUGGAUGAAAACUGGACCUUUGUGGAGGAGCUGCUCAAGCUGACAUGUAAUCCAAAGGGAGGUCUAGCAGAGGAGCAGGUCAGGAUGCAUGUGCACUGCUGUCUCAGCCUGUGUCUGCUGUGGAGACCCAGCACCAGUGCCGUCUCCACACUCUGGGACUACUACAGCAAGAAUCUGAAUUCCUCAUUCACUGUUCCCUGGCUCGGGGUCUCCGGUCUGGGCACGCUGUGCAAGACCCCCCUGGCCAUGUUGGAGCUGGCUCGCAGCUGCUGCUCCCCGUCUCCCCUCCACAGUCCAGGACACACCCAGCUCUACCGCUCAGCCAACUCCUUCCACAUCUUCCUGCGAGUGCUGGCCCUGUGCCUGGCGCAGAACCAGGCAGGAGGAGUCCCACAGAGACAGAUCAAAGGGAGAAUCUACUCCAAGUUUUCUGCGAAGAAGAUCCAAGAGAUGUCCGAAUCAGGCCUCAUGAACUUCCUGCUUCUGUUCCUGGUGGUGGCUGGGCAGGCCGAGCUGGAGGACGUAGCCAGCCGAGCCUGUGAGCUGCUUGGCUUCCUGCCGUCCAACUGCUCCACCGGACACCGCACCCUGGUCUGGAGGGGUCAGCUGGCUUUGCUGCUGCUCUUUCAAGAGCGAGGUCUGGAUGUUGGUGCUCAGGCCACAUGGUUGGCGUCGUCCUUCAAUGAGACCGCUAAAGAGUUCUACAACAAGACCACAGAGGUUUCCAGAAAACUGGCGCUCUGGGGUCCCUUGGGCUCUUACCUGGAGGGUGUUGCAGAAGUCUUUGAAACCAGCACGAGUCUGAGCUUGUCUGAGGAGAAGCUUCUCAGCGAAGGGUUUGACUGGCUGCUGCCCGCUUGUCGGCAGUCAGAAUUGUACUCUGCCCUCGGCUUCCUGCAGAUCAUCCUCAGCCAGCUCAGGCGGGUCCACCAGCGCAGCGGACAGUCCGGUCCUACCUGGGCACCUGCCACCAGCUCUGCAGUGAAAGAGCACCACCUAGCGGUCGCAGCGGCGCUCUGGGCGCACUUCUUCCCCUUCCUCCGCAACCUCCGCCUCUCACAGACCCCUCCGCCACAGCUGGCAGAUGCUGCUGCAGGAUUCACCCUGUUGGCUUUUGACCUGCCCAGCUCCUCCCCCCCAGACCUGCAGCCUAACCCGGUCCAGUCCAUCAUGCGGUGUUUUGGCUGGGAUGACAUGGUUCACCCUCUUCUUGUAACUCGCUACCUCCCACAUCUUCUCCAAAACAGCGAGCUGGUUUCAUCCCUCAGCUCCGAUUCUGGCGUGUACGUGUCUGGUUCUGCACAGAGCUUGUCAGUGAGGUCCUGGUUCAGAUGUGUCCUGCAGCAACACCUGCAUGGGAGCCCGGACGACAGCAGAGCAGGUCGUGCUGCCGAGGAGCAGCUGUGUGAACUGACCCGCCUGGUGCUCAGGCUUCCUGAGGUGGAGGGGCUUCUGCUGAGAGCGAGUGUGCCCCCUGCUGGCAGCCGGACUGAACCGGUGUCUGCUCUGGAGACGUUUGUGAAGGCUGUUGGGGGUGUCUACAGCCAACUGCCUGUGUCAUCUGAGCGUGCCACCAUGGUCACCAGGGCUCUGGACUACAUCGGGGACAUCCUCAAACAUAUAAAACCAGCUCUGACCAGCAAAAGUCAGGAGGGGAUCCAGCGAGCCUAUUGGGUCGUCGGCUGUAUAGUGAAACACUGGAGCCCCCUGCUGGUCACUUCCAAAGCCCAACAGCUGCUGUUUCGCAUAGUGGAUGGACUGCUGCUGCCAUCGAACAUCACCCUGCUGGACAAAGCUCUGAAUGAGAGUCUGCCUCUGUACCUGCAGGGGCUCACCGUGGCCUCCAGCAUCUCACAGUCUCAGGGCUCGUACCUGAAGCAGCAGCUGCGCACCGUCAUUCGCAGAUACCUGGACCACUUCCUAUCCACAUCGCCUUCCCUGGGCGUCACUGCCAAUCACCCAGUUCUGCUGGGCGCCUGCGAGACCAGCCCCACCUCACCUGGGGGGACGCUGAGGAAGACCAUCCUGGAGGUGCUGUGCCAGAACUUCCUCCAGUUCAAAGGCCACGCCCCCCCUCCUCGCCUGCCGUCGCUCCUGAUGUUCCUGUACGAGCUUCUGAGACGAAACAAUGACUCAGAGCCGACCCUCCUCGCCGUGCCGGUCCCCUCGCUGCUGCGCUGCCUGAUGCUGGUCAAUGAGCCGCAGGUGAAGAAGACGAGCACCGACGCCUUGCAACUCAUUGUCGAGCGCUGUGCGUCCUCCGAGCAACCGUGUGACCACAUGAUCGACCUGUUACGGUCGUUCAUCGAGGAGAAUCAGGGCGUCUACGACCGGCAGGUCUACGGCGUCCUGGAGACCGUGGCUGUUCUGGACCCUCGGGUGGUUCAAGCUCUGAUCCCGGAACUGUCCCUCAGUCUGAGGAACGUGGAACACAAGCGAGGCCUGGGAAGGAAUGCCACGUUACGAGGCGCUUACAAGAAGCUGCUGUGUCUCCUGGGAGAGAGCGGACUAGCCGAAAUAACCAGCCUGGAGGCGGACUGAAACUGGAUUUGACUUUUGCGCUCAAUAUUUAAUGUGAAAGCUUUUAUUGCAAAUUUCGUAUCUAGUUUUGUUAAAAAGUAAAAUUGUCAUUAAAGCUUGUAAGAAAUAAAAG
Synchiropus splendidus (mandarinfish) is the source of this 4563-nucleotide messenger RNA. RefSeq names its product MMS22-like, DNA repair protein (gene mms22l). Gene Ontology annotation, biological process: replication fork processing; double-strand break repair via homologous recombination. Gene Ontology annotation, cellular component: nuclear replication fork. The transcript is spliced from 27 exons. The record is from RefSeq and is a predicted model, not a curated record. Lineage: Eukaryota; Metazoa; Chordata; Actinopteri; Syngnathiformes; Callionymidae. The coding region runs from base 771 to 4451 and encodes 1226 amino acids.